AUGGAAGACUCGCUGGAGGAUCUACCACAGGAGGAAGCGCAGGAGCUCAGGGACUUCCUGGACAAGCGACGAUGGUUCGAGAGCAAGCUAAAGAUACCCCUUCACUUGUCAAUCGACGAUGUGACACAAUGGCAGAUCGAGAGAGACAGGACAGAAGAAGAAGUGCUAGACUUCGACGGAGGGGACCUUGAAAGAAUCAAGAAAAAGACCAGAGAUCAAAGAGGAGAUCGCCGAGCUCAUAACGCACAAAGGGAGACCUUGGGUGAAGCAGGAAAUGCGUCACCCCCUUCGAGACCUGGCCAGGAUAAAGGAGGACUUGGAAGACCAACUCAACGAUCUCGCGGACAGGGUGUCAUGGUGCGGACAGCUGGAGGAUCAAUGGCAAAUACCAUUCGAAAAGGUGCUCCAGCUACGAGCGAAUAUCAUCAAGAUCUGCAAAGAUUGAUUCGUCAAUUGCCAAAAGCGGCUUACAACCCUCUGAGCCACCCCGCUUACCCCGAAAAAGACAAACAACACGCAGAAAUACUUGUAGCUUUACACGCUUCUCAAGCCCAAGCUCAGGACUCCCUCAAUCAUUGUCAAAUCCUCAUACAAUGGUACGGAAAGCUUGUAGAAGCACGACAGUCAAUUCUGAACAGGCAAAAAGAUCUGUCAACGUGUUCACAUCUGCUUCAAGAAAUCAACAAUGUUGAAACAAUUGAAGAUAUGGUUUGGAUUCAGAGAGCGGACGAGGGAGCCACGCUGACUCACCAAAUGGACCUUGCCAUUUUCAAGUAUCGAAAUACUUGCCGACAAUACCCGGAAGUGCAAAUAGAGGAUGAUUUGAUAGACCAAGCCGAGAGAUCAAGUCAAAACCUGCUAGAUUUAUCAGAGACGGCUCGACGAAACAUUCAAGUCCUACCUCUGGUACAGAGAAUAAUUAGAGCGAUCGACAAAGUGGAAAUUGACUUUACCGCUCUCGAAACAUCAAUCCAAUUCAAAGCGCACCAAAUUUCAUGGCCUGGUAUGUGUUCUGAUAUUGCUCCCAUCACCGAGCGAGUAUCCAACGUGCUUGAAAAAACGCUUGCGUUGACCAAUGAUAUGACACGUUUACGUGAAACGCGGAAAUUACCAAAACUACUAGACUCCCUCGAGACGAAAAUGGCAAAAGUCACCAACCAACAAGCUCAACUGAAACAGUCGUCGGAUCUACUAAUCCGGGUCCACAAACAGACCCAAGCUGUCGAAUGCGUCGAAGCGCAAGUCAUCAAGCUGCAGCAGAAGAUUAACACGGUUCACUUCGACGCCACAACAUUGCAAGCUUUGGAACGCGAGCAUGCAGACUGGACAUCGACUCUGGCAAACAGGAUACCGUUUCUCGAUAACAAUACAUCUCUUUCACCAUCCCUGACCUCGCCGAAGCCUUCCAUCCUCAAAGUCGCAACAGUGGACCAAGCGGUUCGCGAUCAUGUCAAUAAACGCAGCAUGGAACUAGCAUCCAAGGUCGCACAGUGCCGAAUAGCAUAUCAUCACGCUGAAAAGUGCCACCUCGCAACGGCUCUUUGGCAACCAGUGUAUCACAAUAUCAUGGCAGAAAUCAAUAAACUGGACAUGUCAAAUCUGCCAUCGAAAGCCGCUGUUCUAGCCAUUGACGAUCUGUUUCAUAAACUCAAACCUGUAUUGUUCCACCACAGGCACGAAGCCAUCGACGCGCUAGAGCAGUACGCAAAACAUACAAAUCCAGCAGAAGAUGCGUCGGAAACAGCCCUACAAACAGCUCGACUCGCUGUCAAUGGCGCAUUGUCUGAGAUGGACCAUAUCGAGAUCACUCUCGAUAGUCUCCGAGCAGCGGCCAAGCUUGUGGACGCAGACGACGUUUUUGGUCCGCUUCCACUCGAUCCCACAACCCCUCCUGCUCGCCCGCCCGUCGUUGCGUUACCAACAAUCGCUGGUGCAAUGGACGAUUUGCGGAUACCGGUGACCCCUUCGAAGCUCCCACGCCUCGCUCAUCGCACUGCAUCCAACCCUAUAUCCACGCCUCGAAACCCGUCGCCCGUUGUCACUCAGACAACCCUGCGUAACCGGGCUGUCUCCGAGACCCCAAGUCGUAUCCCCAGUCUGCAAAGUUUAUCCACCUCCCAGUCUCGUCCAACUCUCACGCAAUACGUGGCUGACCCGAAAAGCAAGCUGGAUAUAGCCGUGGGAGAAAUCAUCAACAAACUCGAUGUGAGUACAUAG
Messenger RNA from Kwoniella shivajii, 2217 nucleotides. RefSeq lists its product as uncharacterized. NCBI's taxonomy places the organism in Eukaryota, Fungi, Basidiomycota, Tremellomycetes, Tremellales, Cryptococcaceae. Bases 1 to 2217 code for a protein of 738 amino acids. The transcript has 5 exons. The record is from RefSeq and is a predicted model, not a curated record.